AUGCAAAUAUCCAAGGACCCAAUUCUAACCCGUCAAACCAUACAGAAAGCUUUACGCUCGUUCUUCGGCAUAGGUGAACUACGAUGCAAUCAGCUCAUGGCACGAUUCCACAUCCACCCCACCGCUACCGUCGGUGAGCUAGCUACCAGACAAGUACUGGAUCUGACCGGUGCAUUGUCAAACAUGAAAAUCGAAAAUGAUCUGAAGCGAGAGAUACUGGACAACAUUAAGAGAUUAAAGGACACUGGAACAUAUAGAGGAAGAAGACAUGCUCUCAACUUGCCAGUCAGAGGACAGAACACUAGGAGCCAGAUUAAAUCCGCGAUUAAAUUCAACCGUAUAGAUAGACAGUUAUGA
This is a messenger RNA of Microsporum canis CBS 113480, 357 nucleotides long. RefSeq names its product putative mitochondrial 37S ribosomal protein SWS2. The record is from RefSeq and is a predicted model, not a curated record. NCBI's taxonomy places the organism in Eukaryota, Fungi, Ascomycota, Eurotiomycetes, Onygenales, Arthrodermataceae. Gene Ontology annotation, molecular function: RNA binding; structural constituent of ribosome. Gene Ontology annotation, biological process: translation. The coding region runs from base 1 to 357 and encodes 118 amino acids. The transcript is spliced from 2 exons. Gene Ontology annotation, cellular component: ribosome; mitochondrion; small ribosomal subunit.